AGGUGUUUCCCAGCGGCCCGCCGCACCAAUGCUGCCGCUGCUGCUUGCCUGGUUUUCCUGCUGAUCCCGCUCGGACCUUAGGUCCCCCGACCUCUCCCUGCCCGGGGAGCGAAUUACUCUUAAUUCUAAGAAAAAACUGGAAGCACAAUGGGAGAUGACAGUGAGUGGUUGAAACUGCCGGUGGAUCAGAAAUGUGAACAUAAGCUGUGGAAAGCAAGGUUGAAUGGAUAUGAAGAGGCCCUGAAGAUCUUCCAGAAAAUAAAGGAUGAAAAGAGCCCAGAAUGGUCCAAAUUUUUAGGAUUGAUCAAAAAAUUUGUCACUGAUUCCAAUGCAGUGGUUCAAUUGAAAGGAUUAGAAGCUGCACUUGUUUAUGUUGAAAAUGCCCACGUAGCAGGAAAAACCACAGGUGAAGUUGUGUCAGGUGUUGUAAGUAAAGUGUUCAACCAACCUAAAGCCAAAGCCAAGGAGCUAGGCAUAGAGAUUUGUCUCAUGUACAUAGAGAUUGAGAAAGGAGAGGCUGUGCAAGAAGAGCUCCUGAAAGGCCUGGACAAUAAGAACCCCAAGAUCGUAGUAGCCUGUAUAGAGACUCUGAGGAAAGCCUUAAGUGAAUUUGGUUCCAAAAUCAUCUUGCUUAAGCCAAUUAUCAAAGUGUUGCCAAAGCUCUUUGAGUCUCGAGAGAAAGCUAUUCGAGAUGAAGCCAAACUAAUUGCUGUGGAGAUUUACAGAUGGAUUCGGGAUGCCCUGAGACCCCCAUUACAAAAUAUAAACUCUGUCCAGUUGAAAGAACUAGAAGAAGAAUGGGUCAGACUGCCAACAGGUGCUCCUAAACCUACCCGAUUUCUUCGUUCCCAACAAGAACUAGAAGCUAAAUUGGAACAGCAGCAGUCUGCUGGUGGAGAUGCUGAGGGAGGUAAUCCAAUUUUAUACACUAGUUUUUGUAAAAACUAGCAAGAACUGGUACUG
Microcebus murinus (gray mouse lemur) is the source of this 963-nucleotide messenger RNA. Lineage: Eukaryota; Metazoa; Chordata; Mammalia; Primates; Cheirogaleidae. The record is from RefSeq and is a predicted model, not a curated record.